This is a messenger RNA of Vitis vinifera (wine grape), 3711 nucleotides long. RefSeq lists its product as uncharacterized. The transcript has 24 exons. NCBI's taxonomy places the organism in Eukaryota, Viridiplantae, Streptophyta, Magnoliopsida, Vitales, Vitaceae. Gene Ontology annotation, biological process: regulation of exocytosis. Gene Ontology annotation, molecular function: myosin II binding; syntaxin binding; GTPase activator activity. Gene Ontology annotation, cellular component: cytoplasm; plasma membrane. Bases 200 to 3526 code for a protein of 1108 amino acids. The record is from RefSeq and is a predicted model, not a curated record.
UAGUCCGUGAAAAAAGAGUGUAGAAGUAGUUUCUCCGUGGCCCCCACUUCUUCAUUCACCCAACGGUCAAUACUCCUCCAUCUCACCUAACAGGCCACACCUCACCGCACAUCGUCUUCAACCGUCGACUAAUCAUCUCCGGCGAACCUCCGCAGAAUCACGUAUCCGUCACCGUCGCAGCUCUCCGAUUCGGUCGGCCAUGUUGGCGAAGCUCUUCCAAAAAUCCAUUCUCUCACCUCGUCACCAUGAUGCUGAACGGAGAAGUGUCACAUCGGCGGACUUGGAUCCACGUGUUGUUCUUCAUUAUGGGAUUCCAUCUACUGCGUCCAUUCUGGCCGUCGACCCCAUUCAAGGACUCUUGGCAGUGGGAACUCUGGAUGGUAGGAUAAAAGUGAUAGGUGGUGAUAAUAUUGAAUGCCUUCUGAUUUCUCCCAAGCAGUUGCCAUUCAAGAACCUAGAGUUCCUACGCAACCAAGGUUUUCUAGUCAGUGUCUCAAAUGAAAAUGAAGUGCAGGUUUGGGAUCUGGAAUGCAGGCAUCUUGCUUCUAAUUUACAGUGGGAGUCCAAUAUAACUGCUUUCUCUGUUAUCUAUGGUACACAGUACAUGUAUGUUGGGGAUGAACAUGGAUCAUUGUUUGUGUUAAAGUAUGAUCAUCAAGAAGGAAAGCUUCUGCAUCAGCCAUAUCACAUUCCUGCAAAUGCUGUUGCUGAAGUUGCGGGGAUUUCAGUGCCUAUUCAUCAUUCCAUUGUAGGAGUCCUCCCCCAACCCUGUUCUCAUGGGAAUAGAAUGCUGAUUGCAUAUGAGAAUGGCCUACUUAUUGUCUGGGAUGCCUUUCAAGAUUCUGUUGUUUGUGUUAGAGGCUACAAGGAUCUCCAAGUGAAGAAUAAAACAGUGGUUAAUUCUCCAAAUGAUAUGAGACAUGAACUUUCUAAUGAUACAUCAGAAAACAUACCAAUGGAGAAAGAUAUAAGCUCUCUCUGUUGGGCAUCUGCAAAUGGGUCAAUUCUUGCUGUUGGCUACGUAGAUGGGGAUAUUAUUUUAUGGAACUUAUCAACUGAUAUAUUUACCAAAGAUCAGCCUGGCAAUUUGCCUGAUAAUGCUGUUAAGCUACAGCUAUCUUCAGGCAGCAGAAGACUCCCAGUUAUUAUGCUAUAUUGGUCUGAAGACAGAUCUCAUGAUGAUUGUGGGGGCCACCUCUUUAUCUAUGGUGGUGAAGCAAUUGGAUCUGAUGAAGUUCUCACGAUCUUGAGUCUUGAUUGGUCUUCUGGGAUUGAAAAUUUGAAGUGUGUUGGCCGUCUAGACCUUACACUUAAUGGUUCUUUUGCGGAUAUGAUUCUGUUGCCUAAGUCUGGUGUGCCAGGGAGUAGUGGCAGUACUUCAUUAUUUGUAUUAACAAACCCUGGGCAAUUGCAUGUUUAUGAUGACACUUGCUUGUCCGCCUUAAUGUCUGAGCAUGAGAAAAGAUCACAUGUCCCUGCAGUGCAAUAUCCUGUGGUUAUGCCUACUGUGGAACCAUACAUGACUGUGGGAAAGCUCAGUUUGGUACAUGGAGAUGGGAAGUUGGCCAGGGCCUUUUCUGAGACAGCCUCAGCUUUGAAGCUUCGAGUGGGACAAACCCUGGCUAUGGGAAGUAGGAAGUGGCCUCUGACUGGUGGCCUUCCCUGCAAACUUUCCUUUGCUGCAGAUAAUGGGCUUGAGAGAAUGUAUAUAGCAGGUUAUCAAGAUGGAUCUGUUCGAAUUUGGGAUGCCACAUACCCAGCCCUGUCACUUGUUUUUGCUUUCAAAUCUGAGGUGAAAGGUAUCGAAGUUGCUGGUGUAGGCGCAUCAGUAUCAGCAUUGGAUUUUUGCUCCCUCAACUUAAGCUUAGCCAUUGGCAAUGAAUGUGGUCUGAUUCAUCUAUAUCAGCUACUUGGGAGUUCAGAUGACACAAAUUUGCAUUUUGUCACAGAAACUGAACAUGAAGUCCACAACUUGCAUCAAGAGAAUGAACCUCAAUGCACAGCUUUAUUUUCCCUCCUUAAUUCUCCUGUACGCCACCUACAAUUUUCGAUUUCUGGAGCUAGACUUGUUGUAGGAUUUGAAUGUGGCCGGGUCACUGUGCUUGACACUAAUUCCUUAUCAGUUUUGUUUCAUACAAGCUGUAUAGCCGGCUCAAGUUCUCCUCUAAUUUCUCUCGCAGUAAAAACAUUUUCAGAUAGUCCCUACUUAAUAAACAGUCCAAAGGACUCAGAACUCAAAAGUUCAAAUGAUACUGGAAAUGGGAUCAUAUUGUUUUUGACCAAGGAUGCUCAUAUUGUUGUUAUAGAUGGGACCACUGGUAGUAUGAUCAGCUCUCAGUUGACACACCCAGAAGAGUCUACUGCAAUUUCCAUGUACAUCUUUGAGGGCAGUACUUCCAUAUCCAAAGUGUCUGGUGAAAAAAAUACAUUGAACUCACCUCGAAAUUCUGAGGCUAAAAGUGAACCUGCAAAGCCAUUGGAAGUUGAGCCCCACAGCCCUAUUAGAGCCAGAUAUUCUGAGCAGAGCUUAAUGGGCUUACUUGUUUUACUUUGUUGUGAGGAUGCAUUGUACUUGUACUCUUUAAAGUCUGUGAUUCAGGGGGACAAUGUUUCUAUUCAGAAAGUCAACCUUGUAAAACCAUGUCGUUGGACUACAACCUUCAAGAAAGAUGAGAAAGAGAGUGGACUGGUUUUACUAUAUCAGAGUGGAGAUAUUGAAAUAAGGUCUUUGCCAGAACUUGAAGUGGUGGGAGAAUACUCUCUAAUGUCAAUAAUAAGAUGGAAUUUCAAGGCUAACAUGGACAAGGCAAUCAGUUCUUCAGAUAGGGGACAGAUUAUUCUGGUAAAUGGCUGUGAAAUUGCUUUCAUUUCUCUUUUGGCCUCUGAAAAUGAAUUCAGGAUUCCGGAGUGUUUGCCUUGUCUACAUAAUAAAGUCCUUGCAGAGGAUGCUGAUGCUGCUGUUGGCUUCUCACCAAAUCAGAAGAAAAAACAGGAUACAACCUCUGGGAUUUUGGGUGGCAUUAUUAAGGGUUUCUCAGGGGGUAAAAUGGAGCACAAUGUGGAUCUUACCGAAGCUCAGAAAACUGAUCUCUCACAUUUAGACAGCAUCUUUUCAAGGGUUCUAUUCUCAGACCCUUCUACCUUUACUGCAGACAGCCAAGGAGUUGUGGAGCUCAGCAUAGAUGACAUUGAAAUUGAUGGACCCUUAGUUGUUGAAUCUUCAUCUCGCAAGAGCGCAGGUGACAAGAGAGACAAGGAAACAGAGAGGGAAAAAUUGUUUGAAGGUUCAAAUACUGACGUAAAACCUAAAAUGAGGACGCCUGCAGAGAUCAUAGCUAAAUAUAGAUCUGCCGGGGAUGCCUCUACAGCAGCUGCUCAUGCAAGAGACAGACUUGUAGAGCGGCAGGAAAAACUUGAGAGGAUCAGCCAACGUUCAGAAGAGCUGCGGAGUGGGGCUGAGAACUUUGCAUCAAUGGCGAGCGAGCUCGCCAAGAAGAUGGAAAAUCGAAAAUGGUGGAACAAAUAACAAGCUUCCCAUCUGUUCACCAUAUGCGGCUGCUCCCAUUCAGAAGCAAGCACACCAUCUGUUCACCUUAUGCCCACUUCUCGGUACUUAUUCUUCUGGCUUCCAAGUCCCCACCAUACAUAAUUCUCACUACUACUCUUUUUACAGAACGCACCUGUAUAUAAAUGUAAUGGAUUCUUAACCUU